This is a messenger RNA of Penicillium mononematosum, 654 nucleotides long. Its product is annotated as lytic polysaccharide monooxygenase auxiliary activity family 9 protein. Bases 1 to 654 code for a protein of 217 amino acids. Lineage: Eukaryota; Fungi; Ascomycota; Eurotiomycetes; Eurotiales; Aspergillaceae. The transcript has 3 exons. The record is from RefSeq and is a predicted model, not a curated record.
AUGACACUUUCAAAGCUAUCUACGCUCCUAGCCUCUGCCACUCUUGUUGCAGGCCAUGGCUAUGUCUCCAGCAUCGUAGCCGAUGGCAAAAGCUACACCGGCUACCUCGUUGACAAAUAUGCCUACAUGGCAGACCCCCCUGACAGCGUCGGCUGGACGACAACAGCAACCGACCUCGGUUUCGAAGACGGCACCGAAUACCAAGAUCCCAACAUAAUCUGCCACCGAGACGGAGCCAACGCAGCUUUGAGUGCCACUGUCACCGCUGGCUCCAGCAUUGACCUCCAAUGGACGACCUGGCCAGACUCACACCACGGCCCUGUGAUCACCUAUCUGGCCUCGUGCAACGGUGACUGCACCACAGUCGACAAGACCACGCUGGAAUUCUUCAAGAUUGAAGAAGAAGGUCUUAUCGAUGGCGCAAACCCUCCUGGCACAUGGGCUACCGAUGACCUGAUUGCUGCUGGGGGCCAGUCAAAUGGCGCUCAGAACUACCCGCAGUGCUUCAACUUGGAGGUCACUAGUGGUGGAAGUGACGUGCCAGAUGGCACACCUGGUAUGGAGUUGUAUACCAACACUGAUCCUGGGAUCUUGUUCGAUAUUUAUUCUUCGCUGACUUCGUAUGAUAUUCCGGGACCGGCUUUGUAUGCCUGA